Messenger RNA from Chrysochloris asiatica (Cape golden mole), 1233 nucleotides. It is a transcript of the gene KCNK13, whose product is annotated as potassium channel, subfamily K, member 13. The transcript is spliced from 2 exons. Gene Ontology annotation, biological process: stabilization of membrane potential; potassium ion transmembrane transport. The record is from RefSeq and is a predicted model, not a curated record. Gene Ontology annotation, cellular component: membrane. Bases 1 to 1233 code for a protein of 410 amino acids. Gene Ontology annotation, molecular function: potassium ion leak channel activity. NCBI's taxonomy places the organism in Eukaryota, Metazoa, Chordata, Mammalia, Afrosoricida, Chrysochloridae.
AUGGCCGGCCGGGGUGGGGGCUGCAGCUGCUGCCCGGGCCCCCUGAACGAGGACAACGCGCGCUUCCUGCUGCUGGCCGCGCUCAUCGUGCUGUACUUGCUGGGUGGCGCCGCCGUCUUCUCCGCGCUGGAGAGGGCGCAUGAGCGCCAGGCCAAGCAACGCUGGGAGGAGCGCCUGGCCAACUUCAGCCGCCGCCACAACCUCAGCCUCGAUGAGCUGCGUGGCCUUCUCCGCCUCUACGAGGAGGCCACCGCAGCUGGCAUCCGUGUGGACAGCGUCCGCCCGCGCUGGGACUUCGCUGGCGCCUUCUACUUCGUGGGCACGGUGAUAUCCACCAUAGGGUUUGGGAUGACGACCCCACUGACAGUAGGAGGAAAAAUCUUUUUGAUCUUUUAUGGCCUCAUUGGGUGUGCAAGCACCAUCUUGUUCUUCAACCUUUUCCUGGAACGUCUGAUCACUGUCAUCGCGUACAUUAUGAAAUCAUGCCACCAGCGGCAGCUCCGUCGACAAGGUACCUCGACCCAGGACAGCCUACAGGACCCGAGGAAGCCCGAGGCGGAGGGCUUGGCUGGCUGGAAGCCCUCUGUGUACUAUGUCAUGCUGAUUCUGUGCAUGGCCUCCCUCCUCAUCUCCUGCUGUGCGUCGGCCAUGUACACCCUCAUGGAAGGGUGGAGCUACUUCGACUCACUCUACUUCUGUUUUGUGGCUUUCAGCACCAUUGGUUUUGGGGACCUGGUCAGCAGCCAGAAUGCCCUGUACAAUAGUCAAAGCCUCUACCGCUUUGCCAACUUUGUCUUCAUCCUUAUGGGCGUCUGUUGCAUCUACUCCUUGUUCAAUGUCAUCUCCAUCCUCAUCAAACAGUCUGUCAACUGGAUCCUGAGGAAAAUGGAUGGUGGGUGCUGCCAACCAUGCCAAAGAAGACUCUUCCGGUCAAGGAGGAAUGUGGUCAUGCCGGGCAGUGUCCGGAACCAGUGCAACAUCUCCAUAGAAACAGAUGGGGUGAUGGAGAGCGACACAGAUGGGCGGCGUCUCUCAGGGGAGAUGAUCUCUAUGAAGGACUUCUUAGCUGCCAACAAGGUCUCCUUGGCCAUCCUCCAGAAGCAGCUGUUUGAAACGGCCAAUGGCUGCCCCCACCAGACCAGCACGCUAUCCCAGGACAACGAAUUCUCAGGGGGCAUAGGAGCCUUGGCAAUAAUGAACAACAGGUUGGCAGAGACAAGUGGGGACAGGUAG